Fomitopsis serialis is the source of this 1080-nucleotide messenger RNA. RefSeq lists its product as uncharacterized. The transcript is spliced from 7 exons. The coding region runs from base 1 to 1080 and encodes 359 amino acids. Lineage: Eukaryota; Fungi; Basidiomycota; Agaricomycetes; Polyporales; Fomitopsidaceae. The record is from RefSeq and is a predicted model, not a curated record.
AUGGUCGGUACCUGGGAUAUUGAACGAGUGCGCAAGUACUUGCGUGACUAUGCCGGCCCCGGACGUCGCCCUCACCGCAAGCCGUUGGUGUUCACGGACCGGCCCCCCAGUGCGGAUAAAUGGACGGGCUUGCAGCUGUUCUGGCUCAACAGAACCGUGCGCUCGGUCUACAACAGCCCGGUCUCGUUCGACGUAUUCGAAGAGAUCGUGACCGGGUACUUAUUUACUCAACCGUGGCGCGAUUCGCUGAACUACGCCGACCACGCCUCCGAGCUGUGGCCGCAGAUGGUUAGGAGGUGCUUCGAUUGGCUGUGGGACGAUCCUCCGGAAGAGGGCGCGUGGAAGCCGGGCAUGACGGUGGAGGAAUGGCUUGUCGGUUGGCGUAACCGACAGCCGCGACGCAUCCUCGCGAGCGCGUCGAUAGAGGAACAAGAGGCCGCGAUGCAGCCCUUCGCGGAGAUCUGGUGGCACAACGACCGCCUGUUCGGGGGCGGUCCGGCCCAGUUUGACGAAGAUGCAGAUCACGCCGCGCUGAAAAACUACACCAUCGACAUGCGACGUGUUACGGCCCAGCAACGAGAGGACGCGAUUCUCGCAGGCUUGGAUUACCUCGUCAAUCAGGUCGAAGGUGCGCCGCGCGGCAGGAAGACGCGGGUUGGAGUUCGUGCUGUCGCCCGGAAGGCGGGACUCCCCGAUGCGACGCUGGACAAGGUGUACGAGGGCGCGGACCGCUGCGAGCGGUGUCAACGACCCGACAUGCCAGAGUGCCGUGUGCCCGCGACCGAUGUCCGCUGCGUCGCGUGCAUCGGGCGAAAGUUGGGCUGCUCAUUCAAGAAUAACAAUCGUGCGCGAGAGGUGCAAGGCCCUGUGGUACUGCGCGAGGAACGGCAGAUCGAACAAGACGAUGCAAUGGACGUGGAGCCCGAUCCCGAGACAGCAGCCAUGGAGCAACGGCUCGCGCAGCAACACGCCGCGCUGAUCAAGCUGACGCGACAGAUGGGCGGCCUGCAACGGCAGGUUCGCGGCCGUCAGUUGCGUGACGAGGACACCGGUUCCUCCUCAGAUUCCUCCUCAGAUUGA